AUGCACUCUUGCCGGUUCGUCCCAGACGCAGCUGAGGGCACUGCUGAAAAGGCCACUCGCUUGACCAGCUCCGGUGUAACGUUUCUAAGACCUUUAGCGCCUCGUAUUGCCUCAACAGUCCUUGCCAUGGCCACAGACCGCGAUCGAGCUCGAAUCUCACAGGUGAUCGGCGCUGAUCGGUCAGAUCAAGCAAGGUCCACCACAGCUAUUCCGACUCGGGCAGUGCACGGCCUUGUUAAGAUGGAUGUCAAUCUGAUCAGAUUCCAGCACUUUACACGUCAGGCGACACCUGCAUCACUUGAGCAUACCAGCAAGCGCACCGAGUCCUCCCGAGUUGCCCCCGCCGAUGAGACCAGCAAGCAUCGAGGGGUUCUUCAUGGCAAGACCCAUAGCCAUCUGCGCAGCCUGGUUUACGGCGUCCUGCUUGCUGCCCUGAGCCUGUCCCUGUGCGUCCUUCUGGUCGAACAAGUCGGCAGCGUGGCUCAUGGCGGCGCUCAUGAUCUUCUGCUGGAAGCCGCCGCCCUGCUGCUGCUGUCCACCGCCGCCGAGAACCGACUUGAUGGCAGAGAGUCUAUUGUGCACAACAGCAGAAGAAAAAUGUGCGUUCCGAGUCAGUACGUCAUCGUCGCGUUCGUUGAGCGCAAAAGCAAGACUCGAGUACUCACGCUGCAGCGUUUCCGAUUUGGCUCGAGGAGUUGGCUCCGGGCUGGUUGUUGA
Pseudozyma hubeiensis SY62 is the source of this 717-nucleotide messenger RNA. RefSeq names its product dynein heavy chain. Bases 1 to 717 code for a protein of 238 amino acids. The record is from RefSeq and is a predicted model, not a curated record. Lineage: Eukaryota; Fungi; Basidiomycota; Ustilaginomycetes; Ustilaginales; Ustilaginaceae. The transcript has a single exon.